AUGGCUUUCCAGAGCAGUGUUCUUAGAGAUGGUGAGUGGGUAACGGAAACAGUCAGCUUCCAGGAUGCUUUAAAGGCCUCCUCUUCUGUGCCCAAAGCCGCAUCUGAUCAUCAUACCGAAAAACCUGCUUGUGGUAUCCUUUCGAGGACUAUUAUAGAGAGUCCCGUUGUUCACUGGGUUCUCCCAGUGUGGUUGCGGUCACGCUCCAACAAUGAUCUUGCGUUUAUUGGGGAUCGCUUCGUUCAAAUUAGUGAACUCCGUGAGGAUGGGCAAGUCCACGAGGUUAUCAGAAAAGCCGAUUUUGGUACACGAAUUCGCAAUGCAGUCGUCCUUGGAGCACCCCCAGAUGGCCCAGGUGACAACUCGACCAAGACCGAAGACCCUGAUGUUGCUAUGCAAGACGAUACAAUGGCAUAUCAAGCCGACGUGCACCAUAUUUUACCGCCGCAACUCCUGGUGUUGAUGCUCGAGACUGGCGAUGCCGUUUUCCUGUUCAUUCAACAACAUGCAGAUGGAACGCUCGAAUUUGUGACAACAAAGUACGAGAGUCCUAGAAAUCUACAAUUUCUGGGAUACCAUCUUGCUAUUGACCCCUCGUCUCGAUACAUGGCCGCUGGGUCCGCCCAAGGGGCGUUUAUUAUCUACGAGUUGGAGUCACUUGGCACUAUGGAUUCACAAUUGCGACACCAUGGCUCUUUCCAACCUGUCAAGGGAAUUAGAGUCCGGGUAACGCAAGGCGUUAUACACAAGAUGGAAUUCUUAUACCCCCGACCCGAGGAUGACUACCAUAUCAUCCUUCUUCUCAUCAUAAUUCGACGUGAAGCCAACAAGCUAGCUCAUGUAUCCCGCAUGGUCGUCUAUGACUGGGAGCUCGGCGAUGAACUAAGCACUGUCCUCCAGUCAGAGAAGGGAACUCUUCUCCCAAGAGAACACCGGAUGCCCCUUAUGAUCAUCCCUCUCCAACUCAAUACUGCUUUCUUUGCGGUCUCGGAACAUUGCAUUGGUAUUGUAAAGAAUGCAUUCACUGGACAAACAAUUUUUGACACCAUCGAGACUCAUUCUCCUGGACAAACCGACUUGCAUCAUGGAGCCUCUGAACCCCUCUGGACGGCCUGGGCGAGACCAUUCAGGCUUAAAUCAUGGUGGGUUAAAAUGGACACUAUUUAUUUAGCCCGUGAAGAUGGUGUUGUUGCUCAGAUCGAAAUUGAUGCCACGGCUCUAGUUCCCUAUGUCCUCAACGUCGGAACUAUCAACACCAAUAUUACGACUGCGUUCACCACCGCCUAUGAUCUGUUCUCGGAUAUGCUCGUGAUAGGUGGCGAGUCAGGCCCAGGGGGUAUUUGGAAGAUCUCAGCCCGUGCCGACCCUCGGCAAGUCAGUGUUAUACCGAAUUGGUCACCCGUUGUAGACCUUGCCACGACAGACACAAAUCUCUCAUGGGCGAGAGGUAGUACACAUAAAGAGCUUUCAACCAAGCGCAAAAAUACCACAAACCUGAAACAGAAACCAGAUCGCAUCUUCUGCACUUCUGGCCGUGGACCUCGGUCAAGUUUGACAGAAUUGAGAUGGGGUAUUCAGGCAAGGAUUGGUCUGGAGUUCGAUUAUGACCAACCUGUUCGCCAGUCGUGGAUGUUUCCUAUGGAAAUUCAAGGCGAGAGAGGCUUUUAUGCUGUCCUGUCGUUGCCACAUUCUUCAGACGUGCUUCAUUUCCCUGGUGAUCUGAGCAAUGCCAGCGCUUUGUCCUCAGAUGCUUGCCCAUUUGAUAUCUCAUCGCGAACAAUCUCAGCGAUCCAGAACGGCCAAGGAACAAUUGUACAAAUCACUGAAACGUCCACAAGCUUUAUUGCACCCUUUCAGAGUUCACGACACAGCCACGAUGAGGUUUGUGGGAAGACCUCGCUGGUAGCGGACCAUGCAUCUUGCUUUGACGAUAUGAUAGUACUCUCUUCGCAUGACGCCCACGGAUCGCGGUUAGACGUCUUGCGAGUUGACGAGAUGAAUCUGUUGCACUCAACCUCAUUUGAUGCCAAGGGCGAGAUAACGUGCCUGGGCCUCUUCAAGAAAUCAACCGAGACCUACAUUGUGGCAGGUUCUGUCAAAGAUAGUACCCCUUACUUGACGAUAUAUUCGCUUGAUGGUCAAGAAAUGAGCAGCAAGACCCCCCGCCCAAACCUUGAUACUGCCGACCAAGAAUUUCUCUUCCAGAUAGAGGCAUAUACAAGUGUUGACGCAAUCUCUGAUACCGCCGAGAAGAUAAUUCUAGUGCUUGGCACGAGGACCGGGCACAUUGUGACCGUCAAGUUUGAAGGCGACCUAGAGCACAGUUCGUUCGUAAUUGAGCAGCUCGGCCUCUCACCUGCCAACGUAUUUGCGAUAUCUGGCCGGUUCAACGGAAGUCAUGCUGCUUUGGUUUGCUGUGAUAAUAAUUUGUCGAUUGUUACUGACUUUUCGACAAAGACGUCCAAAUUUCAUACCAAAAGCCGUAUCUGGGCUACCGACUCCAAUGAGCAAUCAUUGCCGUCACCGCCCAUCCACUCGGCCUUUUGUCUCGAGAACAGCCUUUCUGGCUACAAUCGCCACAUGUCUUUGAUGUUACUAACCGGAACACGGAUUAUUCUUGUGGAUAUAUGGCCUCAUGUUGGCCCAGUUCCUCGCAGUAUUCAUCUCGACGGGACACCAAUGCGUCUUAUCUACUCCAAACAAUGGAAGGCCUUGGUAGUCGCGCAUUUGAAAGACAAUCGGCCAACACUUUCUUUCAUUGACCCCGACACAGGGGAAAACAUUUCAGUAGCGACCAACAAGGAUAGACAACCGUCCGAUUACAUCUCCGGCCUUGGGCAUCCAGGAGACAGGAUAUUUGGCUUAUACGAGUGGUUCUAUGUCAAGGAUGGAAUGACAUUUCCAUUUAUCAUUGUGACCACCCAGCACGGUCGGUUGAUGAUAGUUUCUGUAAAAGCAGAGAAAGUCGAGGGUGCCAAUGGGCCGACCAGGCAAUUACAAUACUGGACCCGAUAUAAGAAGAAAGGAUUUACAGAGCCGAUUUACACGGUUGUUGGAGAUGCAGUGGGCCUUUUGUUUUGUGUUGGCAAGGUUCUCCAUUGGGAAGUUCUAGACCUCUCCGAGAAGAGACUCAAACCGAUGAAGCAGAUCAAGUUGGAUUCUCCAGCUACGUCGCUUCGUGUUGAAGGUCAUAAAGUCUGCGCAUUAACUGCACAGCACUCUUUACAAGUCAUUGACCUUGAAGUGGGAUCAGAAGACACUCAGGCGUCCAUCAUACACAGCGACCGUAUAACACGGUACACAGGGCAUGUGAUGGAGAUGGGGGAUUCUGAAGAACAACCGGGCAAGUGGCCCGUAAGUGUGAUAUCCACUUCACAAGCUGGCCUUGCUGGUGUUUGGAUCCCUUGGGGCCAACGCAAUAAAGAGUUUGAAGUUGUUUUCGAGGGGGUAUUGCCCACAUCAAUCAGGAGAUUCCGCAAGGGGCAAACCCGCCCCUUUUGGUUGGCAGUUGACCGCCAGCGGCAAUACGAUACCCUGUUCAGCACGACUGACCAGGCCGAAGUGUUAGGAGUUUCGCUUGAUGGAUCACUUCAACAUUUCUCACUGAUAGGCAUGGACCUUUGGCGUUUCCUUCGACUCAUACAAAACUUGGCAUAUCACCACCCGGAUGUGUGCCCCUUUGCGCGCAGCAACCAGUCUUCGAUAGACGACGAUAUGGAACUCGAUCUGGAUUUAGAACUGGAGCCUCAGUCUUACCCAGACAUGAUGCAUAUUGACGGCGACCUGCUCAAACGUUGUUUCGAUUUGAACGCAUUGAAAAGCCUCGUAUCCAUUGGAGAUGGCAUCGAUUUGUUUUGUGAAUACUUGGACGGAAUUGAAGAUGGCAUUCAUACGGAAGGAUUUCGGGACAAUGGUGCUGACGGCCAGGAGAAGUAUAUUGAGCUGGGCUACAAGAUACUGGAGCGCUCUUCUGCUUGUUUUUUGGGUUUUGGUACUUCGCCUCCACCCCAAAAUUUCCAGAAAUACAUCUGGCUCGCUCGCCUGCUUCGACGACCGUAUCUCGAGUUCCAGCUAAACGACAAGCAAAACGCCGAGAUGCCGCCUAAGAAGAAGGGAAACAAGAAGAACCAGCAGGACGACUGGGAGGCCGAGCUGGGCGAGAGUAUUGCCCCGCCCGCUGCCGCUGCCAAUGGUGCCGAUGGUGACGCCAACGGCGACGACGAUGAGGGCGGCGCUGGUGGAUUGAUGGCCACUCUGCGCAAGAACAAAGAGAAGCGCAAGAAGAAGGGCAUUACCGAACCCGAGCCUGCCCCCGAGGAGCCUGCUGUCGAAGAACCUCCCGUUCAAGCCCCUGUCGAGGCCAACAUCGAUGAUGAAUUCGCUUUGCCAGAGAAGAAGGGCAAGGGUGGCAAGCAGAACAAGCAGCCUGCUAAGAAGGCUGAGCCCGCCGCUGACGCCGAUGACGCCGAAGGUGGUCGUAUCUUGACCAAGGCUGAGAAGGAAAAGCUCAAGAAGGAGCGUGAGAAGCAGCGAAAGAAGGAGCAGGCCGCUGCCAAGAAGAAGGGCGGUCCUGCCCCCAAGAACGAACCCGCCAAGCCUGCCGUCGCCGAGAAGGAGGAGGCUGCUCCUGUUGAGGUUGCCCCUGAGCCCGAAGCUGCCGGAGGAAAAAAGAAGAAGCUCCCCGCUCAUCUUGCCAAGCUUCAAAAGCAACAGGAGGAACUCAAGCGUCAACGAGAGGAAGCUGAGAAGGCUGAAGCCGAGGCCAAGGCUCAGGCUGAGGAGGAGGACCGCCUUGCUGUCGAGGAAGAAAAGAAACGCGAGGAGGCCAGAGCUUUGAAGAAGCAGAAGGAGAAGGAGCGUAUUGAGCAGCUCAAGAAGGAGGGCAAAUACCUUACCAAGGCUCAAAAGGAAGAGAAGGCCCGAAAUGAACUCAAGCUUCAGCAGAUGUUGGCCGCUGGUAUCCAAGUUGGCCCUGCCGACGGCGGUGAGAAGAAGAGCAAGCCCGCAGACACAAGAAGAAAGAAGGGCCGUGGCCAACAAAAUAUUGACGAGGAGAAGGCUCUUGCAGAAGCUGCCGAACGAGCACGAAAGGAAGCUGAAAAGGCUCUGAAAGAAGCUGAAGAGAAGGCUGCCCGUGAGAAGGCCGAGGCCGAAGCCAAGGCUGCCGCUGAGAAGAAGGCUAACGAAAGUGAUAUUGAGGAUGACUGGGAAGCCGCAGCUGCCUCCGACGGCGAUGUUAAGGACAGCUGGGAUGCUGACUCUGACGAAGAGGAGGCUGGAAAGGAGCAGAAGAAUGGAAAGACACAAGAAGACUCUGCGGAGGACGACUCCGAGGACGAAUCCUCCGAGGACGAAGCUGUCACAGCCGCAAAGGCCGCCGAGGCACAGCGAAAGCGAGAGGCUGCCGAGCGUCGUGAGAAGGCUCACCAGGCUGCUCUGGCUGCCCGAUCUAAGGACAACCUGCGAUCACCAAUUUGCUGUAUUCUGGGUCACGUCGAUACCGGAAAGACCAAGCUUCUUGACAAGAUCCGACAGACCAACGUCCAGGAGGGCGAAGCUGGUGGUAUUACUCAGCAGAUUGGUGCCACAUACUUCCCCUCUGAAGCCAUUAGACAGAAGACAGCUGUCGUCAAUCAGGACGGCAAGUUCGAACUCAAGGUUCCCGGUCUGCUUGUCAUCGAUACACCUGGUCACGAGUCUUUCUCCAACCUCCGAUCUCGUGGUUCUUCUCUUUGUAACAUUGCCAUUCUGGUUGUCGAUAUCAUGCACGGUCUCGAGCCCCAGACCCUUGAGUCUAUGCGCAUGUUGAGAGACCGCAAGACUCCUUUCAUUGUUGCCCUCAACAAGAUCGAUCGUCUCUACGGCUGGAAGCAGGUUGCCAACAACGGUUUCCAAGAUAGUUUGGCCCUCCAGAGCAAGGCUGUCCGUAACGAGUUUGAGACUCGCCUCGAGAAGACAAAGGUUGCGUUCGCUGAGCAGGGUUUCAACUCUGAGCUCUUCUACCAAAACAAGUCCAUGUCCAAGUACGUCUCGCUUGUGCCCACUUCGGCUCACACUGGCGAGGGUGUUCCCGACAUGUUGAAGCUUAUUGUUCAGCUUACCCAAGAUCGCAUGGUCGGUUCUCUCAUGUACCUUUCUGAGGUUCAAGCUACCGUCCUUGAAGUCAAGGCCAUUGAAGGCUUCGGUAUGACAAUCGAUGUCGUUCUCUCCAACGGUAUUCUGCGAGAAGGUGAUCGUAUCGUGCUGUGUGGCACAGAAGGAGCCAUCAAGACAAAUAUCAGGGCACUUCUCACACCAGCACCCAUGAAGGAGCUGCGUCUCAAGUCAGCAUAUGUCCACAACAAGGAGGUCAAGGCCGCGCUGGGUGUCAAGAUCAGUGCCCCUGGCCUCGAGGGUGCCAUUGCUGGUUCUCGUUUGAUGGUUGUUGGUCCCGACGAUGACGAAGAUGACAUCGAGGAUGAGGUCGAGUCUGAUCUUGCUGUUCUCUUCAACCGUGUUGAGAAGUCUGGCCGCGGUGUCAGUGUCCAGGCCUCGACUUUGGGUUCACUUGAAGCUCUGCUUGAUUUCCUUAAGGACUGCAAGAUUCCUGUUGCCAACGUCGGUAUCGGACCCGUCUACAAGCGCGAUAUCAUGCAGUGUGGUGUCAUGCUGGAGAAGGCGCCAGACUAUGCCAUCAUGCUGUGUUUCGAUGUCAAGGUAGACAAGGAAGCUCAGCAGUACGCCGAUGAUCAGGGCAUCAAGAUCUUUACUGCCGAUAUUAUCUACCAUCUGUUCGAUUCCUUCACCAAGCACAUGGACGAGCAGCUCGAGAAGAAGAAGGAGGAAUCCAAGAUGCUUGCUGUCUUCCCCUGUGUCCUCAAGCCUGUCAAGGUUUUCAACAAGAACGACCCCAUCGUCAUUGGUGUGGAUGUUACCGAGGGUCAGCUCCGAAUCAAUUGCCCUGUCGCUGCCGUCAGGAACAAUCCCACAACCGGUGUCAAGGAAGUUGUCAAGCUGGGCAGAGUUACUUCUAUCGAGCGAGAGCACAAGCAGAUUCCUGUGUGUAAGCGAAAGGAACCUUCGGUCGCUAUCAAGAUCGAGAUGGGUGGCAACCAGCCCAUGUAUGGUCGUCACCUCGAAGAAGAGGAGACUCUGUACAGUUUGAUCUCAAGAGCCAGUAUCGAUACUCUCAAGGAGUACUACCGAAAGGAAGUCACCAACGAGGAGUGGCAGCUAAUCAUUAAGCUAAAGCCCUUGUUCGACAUCUAA
This is a messenger RNA of Fusarium poae, 7248 nucleotides long. RefSeq lists its product as uncharacterized. Lineage: Eukaryota; Fungi; Ascomycota; Sordariomycetes; Hypocreales; Nectriaceae. The transcript is spliced from 10 exons. The record is from RefSeq and is a predicted model, not a curated record. The coding region runs from base 1 to 7248 and encodes 2415 amino acids. Gene Ontology annotation, molecular function: protein binding; GTPase activity; GTP binding.